AUGGCCAUGUUUUUCGCCGACGCCAUCCUCUCAAAGAAAGGCCCGCUUGCCCGUGUCUGGCUGGCUGCGCACUACGAACGCAAGCUGUCCAAAACUCAGACAUUGCAGACAGAUAUUGGACAGUCGGCAAAAGCGAUUGAGUCGCGCCCUUUGGCCUUACGCAUUAGUGGACAACUUCUUCUUGGUGUCUGCAGGAUUUAUAGUCGAAAGGCCAAAUAUCUCCUGGAUGACUGCAAUGAAGCCUUGGUCAAGAUUAAAAUGGCGUUUCGUCCAGGAGUUGUAGACAUGACGGAAGAACAACUUGCAGUGCCAACCAACGCGAUUACUCUGCAAGGGGACGGCUUCAACCUGGACCUCUUUGGCGACACCUGGGACUUUGAAGUCACGCAAAAGACUAGCGGGAAGCAUCUGGCUCGCGAAGCAGACAUCAAUCUACCAAUGCAAGAGGACUUCACUAUGAUGAUUGACGGUCCGGGAGAUUGGGGCAUGGAAGAAGGUGGUUUCGGAGACCUGGAUCUCGGAUUCGACGACAUGUUCCAAGGAGAUGCCGAUGACAGUAUGGCGGUGGAAGUACUUCGAGAUGCUGCUCCCGCUCGAUCCGCUCGCGAGUCUCUUGCAUCCGCUUUGCAGCUCCGCGAAGAUCAUAUUCGGCCAGACGAGCUUUCACGCGAUAAUGGCGACUUUGGAGAUCCUGCCGACAACUUUGGAGACGUAGGUGACCUUGGGCUUGAUUUCGGCGACGCUGGAAAUCUGGACGACCAACCAGCGCUGGGCGACCUCACACUCGAAGAGUCUCGACGGUCGUCGCCUAUCUCCGAACCUCCUGAGCCGACGACGCCAAAGGAUGAUGAGGUGCAAGAAGAGACACCCAAAAAGAAGUCUCCAAAGAAACGCAAAAUCAAGGAGAAAAAACAGGUCAUUGAUCCAAUCACGGAGCUCAACGACCGCGCCGGUCGACGAAAUGGUCUCACCUUCUCCAAGGCCGAUGUCAGUGCAAUCACGACAAAUUAUGGCUACUUGCCGGACUCAGAGGUUGUGAUGGGUCUCAUGGAGAUCAGGGCUGACCCUUUGGCACACUUCUUCCCCAUUAAGGUCACGGAUGCCGGAUCAUUUUAUUGUAUGGCACCCCCUGGUCUCGCACCUGAGAUUUCGGAUCUGUUCCUCUUUCCAGCGGGUCAAGCGGCCGGUCAUAAGCGCAAAGGAGGUGGUCGGAACGACCGUUCAUCGAAGCGCCCACGCUUGGAGAGUGAGCCUGUGGAAGACCCAGAAGUCCUGCGGGGUCGUGCUGGCACGGAGCCUCCUUCGUUUGAUCAGGGCCACAUCGACUUUGGAGACGAGUCGGGAAUCAUCCCGGCGGAUGAAUCUCUACCUCUUGACGACUUUCAGUUCCAAGUCGACGAUUCACUCCAUCUCGACCAGCAACCCUCUUCUCGACACGCUACUCCGGCUGCAGAUGCCUAUGAUGACAAUUUCCGAUCCUAUGCAGACGAGGACUGCCCCGUCGCAAUGUUCGAUACCCAGCCGCAGACCCAGGAUAUGGGGCCUAAUGUCUCUGCAUCACAGCGCUCUGCUGAGGAGAAAGAGGAGGUGGAGAAUAAGGAUGGGUACAGUCGGAAUACCGUUAAAGCUAUCGGUUUGCUCCGUCACGAGCUCAAAGGGCAUACCCAAGGUACAAAUGGUUCUCUCAGCUUUACAGAGCUCACCGACAAGGGUUCUCGACGGGCUGCCUCUUCAUUCUUCUUCGAGCUCCUCGUCCUCGGUACACGUGAUUGUGUGAAACUGAAACAAUCUCAAGAAUUUGGUGAUAUUCAGAUCAAAGGCAAGCAGAAACUAUGGGAAGGCCGGCUCCAUCACGAUAUCCCGGCUUGA
Serendipita indica DSM 11827 is the source of this 1869-nucleotide messenger RNA. NCBI's taxonomy places the organism in Eukaryota, Fungi, Basidiomycota, Agaricomycetes, Sebacinales, Serendipitaceae. The record is from the annotation of a GenBank genome assembly.